Messenger RNA from Podarcis raffonei (Aeolian wall lizard), 1617 nucleotides. RefSeq names its product NFKB activating protein (gene NKAP). Bases 83 to 1123 code for a protein of 346 amino acids. Gene Ontology annotation, molecular function: chromatin binding. The transcript is spliced from 9 exons. Gene Ontology annotation, cellular component: nucleus. Gene Ontology annotation, biological process: regulation of gene expression. The record is from RefSeq and is a predicted model, not a curated record. NCBI's taxonomy places the organism in Eukaryota, Metazoa, Chordata, Lepidosauria, Squamata, Lacertidae.
CCGGCGGAAGGAAAAGGCCUCUCUGUUGACUGUUGGCGACGCUUCCGCUACUCGAGGUGUCGGAGGACCUCCUGCCGACGCCAUGGCGCCGGUGUCCCGCUCGCGGAGCCCAGAGGAGUCGCCGCCGCCGUCACGGCGGGAUCGGAGCGGCAGCUCAGCCAGCCCUUCCCCGCCCAGGUCCAGCCGGAGCAAGAGGUCCCGAGCCCGGUCUCCGUCCCGGUCUCGGUCCCGCGAGCGCGGCGGAGGCGGAGGCGGGUUCCGUCAGCGUCCCGGCCCGCUUCACCACUUCGGCCACCGCCAUGGCCCAGAGCACUACGGCAAGGAGCAGGAGGAGUCGCUGAGGCAGAGGCGAUUAAACGAGAGAGAGAGAAUAGGUGAACUUGGAGCACCUGAAGUUUGGGGAUUCUCACCAAAGGUUCCUGACCCAGACUCUGAUGAACACACUCCUGCAGAAGAUGAAGAUGGUACAUCUAAAAAGAGCAGCUCUUCUGAUUCCAGCUCAGAAGAGGAGGAGAAGAGGAAGAAAAAGAAGAAAAGGAAGAGAAAAGCUGCUUCACGUGAUGAGGAAAAAAAGAAAUCCAAGAAGAGGAAAAAGAAGCAUAGGAAAAAAAAGUCCAAGAAAAAAAAGAGUAAAAAGAGCAGGAAAGACUUCAGCGAGUCAAGCAGCGAAGAUUCUGAUGACGACGAACAGCAAGAGGAUGAUCUCUGGAUUGAGAGAUCAAAAAAUGCAGAUGCUGUGGAUUUCAUAGGACCAGAAGCUCCCAUUACUCAUGCCUCUCAAGAUGAUCGGCCCUUGAACUAUGGACAUGCUUUACUCCCCGGUGAAGGCGCUGCCAUGGCGGAAUAUGUAAAAGCUGGAAAACGCAUCCCUAGGAGAGGUGAAAUUGGUCUAACCAGUGAAGAGAUUGCAUCAUUUGAGAAGUCUGGCUAUGUGAUGAGCGGCAGCAGGCACCGGAGAAUGGAAGCCGUGCGUCUGCGUAAGGAGAACCAGAUCUACAGUGCAGAUGAAAAGAGGGCCCUGGCAUCUUUCAACCAGGAGGAGAGGCGGAAGAGAGAGAACAAGAUUCUGGCAAGCUUCCGAGAAAUGGUCUACAGGAAAACCAAGGGCAAAGACGACAAAUGAGCAGGAUGCUCUUCUUGUGCAUAUUGACAACCGUCUCCUAUUACAGCGAUUCACAAACAGGUGUCCAGCAUCACAGCCCUACUUGUAGGGUGUACUACUGGUUGAACUUCAGGAAAUGGUUUAUAUGUAUCAAUAGGAACCUUGACAGGUGUAUGUGGAUAGCCUGUUCACAAAUUUGCUGUACGGCAUUAACAGCAGCAGAAGGACAAUGACCUAAAUGAAAUGAGACAAGGCUCUAUUGCAGACUAUCCCAAAAUAUUGCUAGCAAUCCAAGGUACUGUGCCACUUGGUGGAUUUAAAAGACACUUUGUAAAAUUCUGAGCAGCAAAUCAAGACUUGUGGAACUGAAACUUGGCAUUUUGUUAAAGUUGCUUUGUUUUCAAUCCUUUACUAAGAGAAUGUUGAGUGUACAGUACGAGUCACAGAGUGGAUCAGAGUGAUCUUCAAAUGGCAUUAGAUAACCAAAUAAAUGUUGGUACGCAUAUAUAUAUAUA